GCCCACCGUGCAGCUCCAUCGCGUGGUCUUCUCUGGCUUCCAUAUUGCAGCGGUGAUCUCGGGAGGCUGCCCGGUUACUAAACGCCGACCUACCCCGCGUUACUAGCCGGCCUCGCCUUCUGUCUGCGGAGCUCGGUCACAGGGGAGCCAGGGCCGGACACCUUGUCCCCACGGGGGGGACCGGGACAUGGCUACCCAGGUGGAGGCUCCGCUGCUGCCCGCGAACCCGCUGCCGCCCCUGCAGCAGCAUCCCCAGCAGGAGGAGGAGGUAGUGGCGGACGGGGUCAAGCUGGCCAAGGAGGAGGUUGUGUGCCAGGAGGGCGAGGAAGGCCGCAGGGAGUUCGUGGAGGCUCCCCUCCCUAAGGUGAACCCCUGGAUCAAGUCAAGCGGAGGCCAUGGCGGGCCGGUGAAUGGACAGCUACCGCUAGAGACACCAGUUCCUGCCAAAGUCGUGAAAGCUGGGAUUCCAAGGACGAGAAGGGGCAGCAAGGUUGGGGAUUUUGGUGAUGCCACCAAUUGGCCUACCCCUGGGGAAAUUGCCCACAAGAGUGUCCAGGAACCUGGCCACAGUAGCCUGGCAAGGCAUGGGGAGGUUUUGGAUUUCACCAGCUCUUUGAGGACACAGCCACCUUCCAAAAUACAGUUGAACCGGAAAGCUUUUGGAAAGAGAGACAUGAAAGAAGAAAGUGCAGAUGGGAAGGAGAAUCAGAGGGUGAAAUCGGAUGAGUCAAGUGAAGAGAAGAAUGGAGAUGACGAUGGGCAGAGAUCAUCUCAUAAAAAGAAAGGUAACAAACACAAGUGGGUCCCACUUCAGAUUGAAAUGAAACCCGAGGGACCUAGAGACAAAACAGCUUCUCGAAACAACCGCCAGAAUGAACAACAGCGCCAUACAUUUACCCGCAGUGACCCCAAAGCCUGGUAUCCGGAUAAUAAGCAUGAGCGGGACUGGCCUGACUAUGAUGACACUUCCAGUGUGAAGAGUGAAGGAGCAGUCCGUGGUGGUUUCAGGGGAAGGGGACGUGGCAGAGGACGGGGCAGGGGACGCGGUAGAGGUGGUUCUCGAUCUCAUUUUGACUAUCCUUAUGGAUACAGGAAAUUUGAUGUUACAGAUGGGUCACGUGGCCCAAAAUACCCUAGUAAUAUAACUUAUUACUACGACAACAUGAGCAGUUCAGAGCUUUACAGUGUGGACCAGGAGCUGCUCAAGGAUUACAUCAAAAGGCAGAUAGAAUAUUAUUUCAGCAUUGACAACCUUCAGAGGGACUUCUAUCUGCGACAGAAGAUGGAUUCGGAAGGCUUUCUGCCCAUUGGGUUGAUUGCUAGUUUCCAUAGAGUUCAAGCUCUUACCACGGACAUUGGGUUGAUUGUCAAGGCAUUAAAGGACAGCAAAGUGGUGGAGAUAAUUGAUGAGAAGAUUAGGCGGAAGGACGAUCCUGAUACAUGGCCGCUGCCACCCCAGCCUGCAACUGACUUCUCACAACUUAUUAACUGUCCUGAGUUUGUGCCCAGGCAAGGAUACCAGAAAGAAACAGAAUCUGCACCUGGAUCUCCACGUACCUCCAGCCAAAAUCUGACGCCAAAAUCUGAGGAAGUCAGCAACUUAAAGACUAUGCCCAAAGGUCUCUCAGCAAGUCUGCCAGACUUGGAUUCUGAAACUUGGAUAGAAGUCAAGAAACGGCCACGGCCCUCCCCAGCCAGAAUAAAGAAGCCAGAGGAAGUGAAGGUCAUCCAAUCAACUACACCUACAGCCGUGACUCCCCCUAAGGCACCAAAGGAGCAGGAUGAACCAGAAGAGCUAGACUUUAUGUUCGAUGAAGAAAUGGAGCAGAUGGACGGCCGAAAAAAUACCUUUACUGACUGGUCAGAUGAGGACUCGGACUAUGAAAUUGAUGACAGGGACGUGAACAAGAUCCUUAUUGUCACACAGACCCCACCCUCUCUUCGCAAGCAUCCGGGAGGAGACCGCACCGGUAAUCACACCUCUCGCGCCAAGAUGAGCUCCGAAUUUGCCAAAGUGAUCAACGAUGGCCUGUAUUAUUAUGAGCAGGAUCUGUGGACGGAGACGUUUGAGCCAGAAUAUUCUCAAAUCAAGCUUGAGGUAGAGAACUUUAAAAAAGUGAAUAUGAUCAGCCGUGAGCAGUUUGACACUUUAACCCCAGAACCCCCUGUGGAUCCCAACCAAGAGGUUCCACCAGGACCCCCAAGAUUCCAACAGGUUCCCACAGAUGCGUUAGCUAACAAGUUAUUUGGUGCUCCUGAACCUUCCACUAUUGCCCGUUCCCUCCCAACCACUGUUCCAGAAUCUCCAAAUUACCGCAGUGCUCGGACACCACGCACCCCCCGCACACCUAGAUUGAAAGAUCCAACUGUAACACCUCGCUUUUACCCAGUGGUGAAGGAGGGACGAACGAUCGAUGCCAAGACGCCGAGAAAAAGAAAAACCCGUCACAGCUCAAAUCCUCCCAUGGAAUGCCAUGUGGGGUGGGUGAUGGACUCCAGGGAACACAGACCUCGAACUGCCUCAGUAAGCUCCAAUGCCAGCCCGUCAGAAGGAGCCCCUGCCUUGAGCAAUUUUGGAUGUACCCCUCAAUCUCUGCCAAAGUUCCAGCAUCCUUCUCAUGAACUACUGAAGGAGAAUGGAUUUACUCAACAUGUUUACCACAAGUACCGCCGACGUUGCCUUAAUGAGAGGAAACGGCUAGGCAUCGGCCAGUCACAGGAAAUGAACACUCUCUUCCGCUUUUGGUCAUUCUUCCUAAGAGAUCAUUUCAAUAAGAAAAUGUAUGAGGAGUUCAAGCAACUGGCCGUGGAAGAUGGCAAGGAGGGCUACAGGUACGGGUUGGAGUGCCUUUUCAGAUAUUACAGCUACGGUCUAGAGAGGAAGUUCCGGGUGGACAUUUUCAGGGAUUUCCAGGAAGAGACAAGGAGGGACUAUGAAUCCGGUCAACUGUAUGGACUGGAGAAAUUUUGGGCCUUCCUAAAAUAUUCCAAAGCCAAAACCCUGGAUAUUGAUCCUAAAUUGCAGGAAUAUCUGAGCAAGUUCCGAAGGCUGGAGGAUUUCAGGGUGGAUCCACCAAUGGGAGAUGAAGGAGGUUCACGCCACCGCCGCCAUUCAACAGGAGAGGGUCGACGAAGAUAUCCAUCACAGUCUUCCAGUAGAGGAUCCGGUCACCAGUCCCAGAGUUCAUCCCAUAAUCCAACACGGGAAGAUGCCAGAGCCCAAAACCAUCCCACUGCUGCCACAUUGGAUUCCCAAACUUCAGGAGGGAGAAAAUAAGCAAAGCAGAAUUGGAAAGAGUCAAGAGGGACCUGAGGGGGGGAACUUCAGGGACGUUUCUUGGACAUAAUAAGGGUGGAGGUGUGUGUAGAGUGUUUACAGCCGAGUGGAUCCUUUCCUCUCCCCCUUAAGUUCCACCAGGAAAUAUUUCAGCAAACAUCAGAGACUCCAUGUUCUGGAGAGGAAUGACUGUUCCCAUAUCCUUUCUGCGAAGGGUGGCGGCUGCUAACCCUAGAAAGGAAGAUAAUCUUAGUUUGAUUAGGGUUAUUGAAAUUUUAGUUUCAUUUUAGCAGAAACCAGAAGGAAAUGGCCUAUUGGGAGGAAGUGAUUUUUUUUUUUUUUGUAUUUUUAAAUUAUUCUCUGCCCUUCUUCCUCCUUUUAUGGAUAAAUAAGGAGUGUGGAACUCAACUCUGCUCCUAAGAUUGCUGAACGCAGACAGCAGAGCUUUGCUGUUACAAAUUUGGAAGGCAAAAAGGGGCCAUUUAAUCUUUCUUUGGAAAAUAUUCAAACCUAUCUGUUUUGAAGCCAUUGCUUUUCUGACUGAGUUGGCACAACGCCACCUCUUGGGAAGUGGCCUUCAGAUGAUUCCUUUUGCAGGAUACACAUGGCAAAUUAGCAGUUGUCCAGUAGGUGUCUCUUUUCCCUCUGGUUUCCCUUCAAAGUCUUUUAGACCCCUGGCCCCACUGCUUACUGCUUCAAAAGAGCCCUGCGUUAAUUUUAUUUCUUUUCAAAGAUAUAUAUAUUUUUAUUUGGGGUUUUGUUUUUUUGUUGUUACUUCAGACUGUGAAAGAGAAAACUACAAAAACAACAAAAAAAAAAACUAAAUAGCAAUGGACUACAUAAAAAAAAAAAAAAACUUUUAAAAAGAGACUGCCUUUAUGUUCUUAUUCCCUUAUUCAAAAUUAUAUUAAGCGAUGAGGAAAAAACAAAGAUUACAAAGAGUUGCCUUAUUGUAACCUUGAAACUUGCAGAGAGCUGCCAUUUUGGAUGAAAGCGGCAACCAAUCAAAAGCAAGAACUGCAGACUAAUGAAACAAAGUGGCUCUGAACGCUGUGCUCAGUUAAUUGUAGGUGCCGUUUACUCUCUGGGAGAAGACUAAGCUUUGCUAGCCCAUGGAAUAAUUACUCAGUCUUGACAACAUUGUUUGCCACUGAAUACAAGACAACAUUUUUUUUUUGUUUGUUUUGUGGGAAGGGGCGAUGAUUGAAUUAAAAGGAUCAGGUAUAUAUCAAUCCAAUGGUUGGUUGCAUUGCAUCUGCUGUGUCACUUUAAGGCAUUUUCUGGGCUUGAUUCCACCAAAGGUUAGAAAAAGAAAG
Pelobates fuscus (common spadefoot toad) is the source of this 4593-nucleotide messenger RNA. RefSeq names its product La ribonucleoprotein 1, translational regulator (gene LARP1). The coding region runs from base 188 to 3277 and encodes 1029 amino acids. Lineage: Eukaryota; Metazoa; Chordata; Amphibia; Anura; Pelobatidae. Gene Ontology annotation, cellular component: cytosol; cytoplasmic stress granule. The record is from RefSeq and is a predicted model, not a curated record. Gene Ontology annotation, molecular function: RNA cap binding. The transcript has 20 exons. Gene Ontology annotation, biological process: mRNA stabilization; positive regulation of translation.